Aspergillus caelatus is the source of this 956-nucleotide messenger RNA. Its product is annotated as UPF0220 family protein. Bases 78 to 599 code for a protein of 173 amino acids. Gene Ontology annotation, biological process: late endosome to vacuole transport via multivesicular body sorting pathway; protein targeting to vacuole. The record is from RefSeq and is a predicted model, not a curated record. NCBI's taxonomy places the organism in Eukaryota, Fungi, Ascomycota, Eurotiomycetes, Eurotiales, Aspergillaceae. The transcript has 4 exons. Gene Ontology annotation, cellular component: fungal-type vacuole membrane; Vps55/Vps68 complex.
UCCAUCCGCAUAUCAAGUUUACCUCUGUUGGUUUACAAAACAGCUUACACUUUAUUAGAACCUUAUACCGUUACGCCAUGGAUGUCUCCAACAACCGUCUUUUCCGGUUCUCUAAGCCGGAAUGGUUAAACAACAAUACCGUCCGCAACGCAGGCGUCUACACAUCGGGAGCGUUGUUUUCUCUCGGCUUUUUCUUCUUAGUUGAUGCAGCUGCGUUCUCUCAUAGCUCACGAAAUGGGUCAAAUGUGCAUGUCAAAUUUGUCGACUGGAUCCCCGGCAUUUGCUCUGCGCUCGGAAUGCUUGUUAUUAACUCAAUCGAGAAGUCGCGGCUGCACGCAGAUAGCUGGAGCUACAGUGGAAGCGGUGUUGCGUGGAAAGCGCGGUUUGUACUUUUCCUUGGGUUUGCACUCUUGGCUGGCGGUUUGGCAGGCAGUGUGACGGUCAUGGUCCUUAAAUACCUCAUUAAACAAUACCCACUGCAAACGUUAUACUUUGGAAUCGCCAAUGUCGUUGCGAAUGGACUCGUCAUGCUGAGCACAAUUGUUCUCUGGAUUUCACAGAACAUAGAAGACGAUUACACCUACAACCUUGCGUUGUAAUAACUGAUGGAGUGUGGCACGCAUUUUGGGAUUUUAUCAUGAUUAGCUGCUUUUAUCUUUCCCCAUUUAUUCUUUCGAGUGGCUGGCGUAGUCGCGAUUCAUAUGCGUCUAACCUUAUGUUAUGAUUAUGUUCGUGGGAUGCCUAUAUGGCCAAUUACACAUUUUCCAUUCCCUUAGGUCUACUACUCAAGUUGACCGCAUACAUAUGAGGCCCGGGCCCUCGCCAAGAGACAAUGAAGCAGAAACGGAUGUCGUAGUACAUUCAGGCAACAACAUAUUCUGACUCUGUAGAUGCAUAUGCCGUUUGGCCAACGGCUUACGCAUAACAAGUUAAAUGUUACAUAAAGCGGUCGCAAU